Messenger RNA from Pelobates cultripes (western spadefoot toad), 570 nucleotides. Lineage: Eukaryota; Metazoa; Chordata; Amphibia; Anura; Pelobatidae. The record is from the annotation of a GenBank genome assembly.
AUGACACCCAGCCGAGCCCUAUCAGGGCGGCAAGGCGGGAGACGUGCCGGGCAGAGAGGCACACAUACCCACCCAGGUAGAUUCCCAGAGGGGGAAAGCCUGCCUCGGGGUUACCCCCCAACAUCAACAACGGUACCAGGGGGAGCAAGUUCAUCAUGGGGACGCAACAUCCAUAAUGUCCUCCACAAGCCCAACACAGCGAACCGUAGCAGUGCAAGGGUGUCAAAUAUUGACAAGGGAGGCUCAAGCGGACCAUCCUCCACCCUUCAGGGACACAGACACUCACAACACACGAGGUACCUCAGCCGAAACGGAGGCAUACAGACACCACCCGCCCACCGCACCGCCGGCUCCACCAAGACAGCCCUGCGGGACAGAGAUACACAGCCACCCGACACUCAUACAGCCAAAGAUGGAUCCUUGCUACAACCCCGACCAGGGAUGCCACAGCCGAACAGCACCCGCAUGUACAAGGCCCAACACCGGCAGCAGCUUCAUCCAACGGCGAAGGGGAUCACAGCUGCACCUCCCGCAUACCAGAGGCUCCUGCUGAAAACAGGAGUCGGGUGA